Molecule: messenger RNA, 3110 nt
Organism: Paramisgurnus dabryanus
Lineage: Eukaryota; Metazoa; Chordata; Actinopteri; Cypriniformes; Cobitidae
Gene: wdr20a
Product: WD repeat domain 20a
Molecular function (GO): protein binding
Source: RefSeq, a predicted model, not a curated record
GGAUGAAUGUAAAUGUCAAAGAUGGCGGCGGAGGGAGGAGGGAAGGAGAUGAACGAGAUCAAGAGUCAGUUCAGCACGCGGGAAGGCGCUUAUAAACUCCUCACGCACUCCGAGUACAGUCGACCGAACCGCGUGCCCUUUAACUCUCAGGGCUCGAACCCCGUCCGAGUGUCGUUCGUCAACGUCAACGAUCAGUCCGGUAACGGCGACAGAAUCUGCUUUAAUGUGGGCCGGGAGCUUUACUUUUACAUCUAUAAAGGUGUUCGGAAGCUUCUGUUUCCACAGGCUGCUGACCUAAGCAAGCCAAUAGACAAGAGGAUUUACAAGGGAACGCAGCCCACGUGUCAUGAUUUCAACCAUCUCACCGCCACGGCAGAGAGCGUUUCCCUGCUGGUGGGUUUCUCUGCCGGGCAGGUCCAGCUCAUCGACCCCAUCAAGAAGGAGACAAGCAAACUCUUUAAUGAAGAAAGACUUAUAGAUAAAUCUAGAGUAACCUGUGUGAAGUGGGUGCCAGGCUCUGAGAGUCUUUUUCUAGUAGCUCAUUCCAGUGGAAAUAUGUACCUGUAUAACGUGGAGCACACGUGUGGAACCACGGCUCCUCAUUACCAGCUCCUCAAGCAGGGUGAGAACUAUGCCGUUCAUACGUGCAAGAGCAAGUCUACGCGUAACCCUCUCCUCAAGUGGAUGGUUGGGGAGGGGGCGUUGAACGAGUUUGCCUUUUCACCAGAUGGAAAGUUCCUGGCCUGCGUGAGCCAGGAUGGCUUCCUGCGGGUCUUUAACUUUGAUGCGGUAGAAUUGCAUGGGACCAUGAAAAGCUACUUCGGGGGACUUCUUUGCGUGUGUUGGAGCCCGGACGGGAAGUACAUCGUAGCGGGUGGCGAGGACGAUUUAGUGACAGUGUGGUCGUUCGCUGACUGUCGGGUUAUCGCGCGCGGACACGGACACAAGUCUUGGGUAAGCGUGGUGGCGUUUGACCACUACACCACUAGCGUGGAGGAGAGCGACCCAAUGGAGUUCAGCGGUAGCGACGAGGACUUCCAGGAUCAAAUCCACUUCGGUCGCGACCGGGCCAACAGCACGCAGUCCCGGCUUUCCAAACGCAAUUCAACGGACAGCAGGCCGGUGAGCGUGACGUACCGCUUUGGCUCGGUAGGCCAGGACACUCAGCUUUGCCUGUGGGACCUUACAGAGGAUAUCCUGUUUCCCCACCUGCCCCUGUCCCGAACCAGAACGCACACCAACGUCAUGAACACCAGCGGCCCGCCCACCGCAGGAAGCGGUGGGGUCGUCGCGGCGAUCAGUGCAGCGGGCGCUUACGGCAGUAACGACGGCAGCGCCAACAACAUGCCGGGUGAUUCCCUUCCCGCAACGCUGCCGCGUUCCAACAGCCUGCCACACUCUGCGGCCGGCAGUGCCAACAGCAAGAGCGGCACGACGGAUAAUCCUAUUGCCACGGGCGUCAGCAAGUUCGCCACGCUUUCGCUGCACGACCGCAAAGAUCGGCACCCCGAAAAAGACCACAAGCGUAACCACAGCAUGGGUCACAUCAGCAGCAAGAGCAGCGAUAAACUCAACCUGCUCACCAAAACCAAAACAGACCCGGCCAAGACGCUGGGCACGCAGCUCUGCCCGCGUAUGGAGGACGUGCCAUUGCUUGAACCUCUCAUCUGUAAAAAGAUAGCACACGAGAGACUAACGGUUCUCAUCUUUCUUGAAGACUGUGUUGUCACUGCUUGUCAGGAAGGAUUUAUUUGCACAUGGGCUAGACCUGGCAAAGUGCCGUGUGUUUUUUCCAGGGUUUAUUGACAUCGCAGAACCAAGCGAACUCACCUAGUGGAACAGUCGUAUAGCCGCAAUACUUCAGCUGCUAAGAGCCACAGCAAGCACGGUUCAUUUGGCUGCCCCGUACGCGCUGUGAACAUUUGUGCAUCAGUGGAACGGCUGAACCGUGGCCGUCAGCUUUCCCGCGCUUUUGGUUUUACUCCAGAGUAUUUCUUUUCACUCUCAAACCCAGCUGACAUGAUUAUUUUCUUCUCUUUUGUAUUGAAGCUGGACUUAAGUGGGAAAAUCAUUCAGUCAACGGUGGAAAAACCCUUGUACCAACGGAUCGAGUGGACAAUGAAUCCAAGACUCGCUUUCAUCCCGGUUCCUUUAUAAUCCGGUUUCACGCGGAAUAGAUUCAGCCCCCGUUGUUAAAAACUUUGCACUGAUUUUGUUUUGGUUGUUUGUCUUGUAACUUCUAUAAAGAAGUAAGACAAAAACGAAAUACAUGUUUGGGGAAGCCUUGAUGCACUUGGCUUUAAUAUCUUCUGUCUUGAAAUGAAAAAUCUGAAACGCUGGAUGCUGCAAUCAUAGUUUUUUAAAGGAACAUUUGUUUGCACUUAAUAGUUUAUUAGAAGAGAAUGGCUUUACGUUUGUGUGCGAGGACUCACAGACCGAUAUAUUGUGGAGAAUUAUGCUUCAAAUUUUGUAUCUAUUGAGCAUUUAUUUUAAUAUUGGUUCAGAUCAAAUCUGCUUUGUACUAUAUGUAUAAUAUUGUAAAUCCGUGAAUAAUGGGGCAAAAGCAAAUGACCGUUAGUGAACGUUUUGUCAUCAUUACAGAAAAUAGUAAUAUUUCUAAAAUGGAAAAAUACAUGUUAAUAUAAAAAAAAAAAACACUUAAUUAUGCAGUUUUAUUCUUUGUUUUUGUCUCUUGUAGAAAAAUGAAUUGAAAUGUAUUUUGAUAUAUAGCAGCUUUAAGUAUGAGAAACACCACAACAUUCAGCUGUCGUCUGACCCGGUGUUUAGUGUGACACUCUGCUAACAACAUGUAUGAUGCUCAGGAAGUUUAGCAGACGAAGAAAAAUCUUAUGAAAGAGAUUCCAGAGUUGAUAUUUUGCUUACCAACAGCAAAGUUAUUCGAUGUAUUAAGAUAACUCAUUAGAAACAACUAGGUUUAAAGUUGACCAGUAAGAUCCUAAUGUAUCCAUUUUUUGUGACUACCGAUCAUUGUUAAUGAAAUGUACACUAACUGGGAAAGGUGAUGUGGAAGUGGUCAUAUUUUUGAUUUAUGUGAUUAACAUUUUAAACAUUUCACAUUUUGUUCUUCAUUAAAAAAAACCCUUCUUGGA